ACACUACACGAUCACAUAUCACAUAUCACAGACAGGCGCUGUAUACCUCAAGCCCCUAUCUCUUCUGGCAUUGGGUAUAGAUGGCGCAGGAAAAGCCCCAGCAGAGGGUGGCCACCUGGCUUGCGUCUGUCUCCAGCACUGGGGAGGACGACGACUCGCAAGAGGAGCUUAAGACGUUUGAGGACUUUCUACGGUUUGCCAGAGGGCGCAUCACAAGUGGGCAGACGAAGGCGAGGACAGGGUUCAUCCAGGACAAGCUGCUGUAUGCUGUCGAGAAAGGCGGCUUAGAGCCACCCCAACUAUUGGCGAUAUUCCUCCUCCUCACCCUUACAUACCCACGAUACUCCGACCGUCCGUCGCGUUCCGCUGUGCUCCAAGUCCUCUGCGCCCUGCUCUCCUCCCCAUCAGCAGCGCAAGUGACGCCUAAGAUCCUCGCAUGGCUUUCGAAGGAGGUCGACACUGUCUGCCGCCCCACUCCGAGCACAGCGAUCUCCAACCGCUUCGUCCUUCUCAGCUGGUCGUUAACGGCAUACGAAGUCCUCGCGCCGUCAGGGGACUUCCAGGCGAGCGCGGAAUGGAAGACACUUGUAGGCACUCUGGCAAGGGCGUUCGACUCUGUGCUGCGAUGCGAAGGCCGGCAUGGGGUGCAAUACAGUGCGUUGACAAGCACGCGCCGCUCCGUGAGAAAGGCGCACACCGCUAUUCCCGUUCUGGUGGAGACGCUUGCCCAACUCGCUUCGGGCUCUGCUCCUGCUGUGCAGGCAGAAGUGGUCACUCCCCUCGUAGGGGUAGCAGUGGACGUCUCCCUCCGACUCAAGGGCAAGCUACACCCCGUAGGCGAACAGUACCUCGCUUCGCUCAAACCCAUCGUCCUCAAGCUCAUCUGCGAAGGGCUCAUCCUCUCUCGCACCCCUCUACCCCUUCACACCAUCCCAGCAGUAAAAGACUUUCUCGGCCUGUUAGUGACACCACAAGACUGGGACGACACCCUCAUGCCAGCAACGACCAAGGCCUUCCUCCGCACUCCAGAAGUAUCGCUCAAAAUCCUCUCAGACAUCGUCGCUGCCUACCCCUCCCCACUGCCCGCCCUAGCAAGCAUGCUCAGCGCGACGCUCAAUCAUGCCAAAGCAACCAAUCCCGCUACCCGCACGGGUGCGCUUGCACUCUUCUCUGCUCUGUUGGCGAACGAGCCCCAGCUCCAGGCGCAAGCGGGGAAAGACGUGCUAGCCGCUCUGAGCGGGGGGAAGACCGCUUCGCCCGAACACAGGCAAACGUUGUACCAGAUGGUGCUCGCUCUCCCUCCCUCUGUGUCUAGGUCUCCGAGCGCAGUGCAGACCCUCAUCCCCCUCUUCUCGAAAGAAGUAAACGAGCCUGCCCUCUCCGCGCUCUCCCAGGCCCUUGCCGCCCAUCUCCGGUUCUGCAUCUCUCAGGAUAUCCCUCUCCUCCCAGACCAAGCCAAGGCCCUUUCCAAAGAGCUGAGCGCACAGAAAGUCGCUCUCCGGCGAGCGGCAGUGCGUGUCUUAGGCGCAGCGCUCUACCUCCCGGACACGGAAGAAGGCCAGGCUGAGCCUACGAAAGCUGCCGAGGCUCUCGCUGCCGAGGUUGCUAGCGGGCUAGAAGGCGCACUCAAAGCCGUCAGUACCAACCCGCUGAACAGCGCUGCCGGCCCGCUGGAGGGGUACGUCGCCAUUGCCCUCAUCUCUGGCCCUCUGAGCAGGCACGGGUCUAAACCACUCUCCGCCCUCCAGAAGAACGCAGUGAUGAAAUCCGUCCUCUCUGUAGGGGCGAAACCGAGCUUCUUCCUCUGGGAUCGCGUGUACAAGCGCGCCACCACCGCGGAAGACGAGCUCUGGCUUUUGCGAGCCGCGGCGGCGCUGCUGCAUGCGCACUCUGCCGAGCUGAGAAAGAACGAGCCUGUGCGCGUCGCCCUUGGGGCGAUAUUCGUUUACCUUGGCCUGGACAGCACGCAUUUCGAGAUGCGGAGGGAAACGGUAGCCAUGGUCAAGGCGUGCACCGCGAGGCAUCCUAUUGUCACUAACGCGAUGCUGCGGGACGCGGUAAGGCCGUAUCUUGUCCUGCAUUCGGCAAAACCAACAGUCGUGAAAGCUGAUGACGAGGCGGCGAAAGUCACGUCCCCCGUGGAAAGGCUCUCGGAGCUGUUAGACGCAGCGUCGACUUUUGCCCAGCAUACUGUCGAGGAGACGCGUAUUGAUAUCCUUACGGAAUGGAUUGUGCUUUCGCACUACCUGGAUCCGGUGUCUGCGGCCCAAAUCAGUUGGAUCGAGAUGGUGCAGAAGGCUAGACUGGAUCCGAACGUAGUCGUUAUCGACCGACUGCAACGUGUCCAGGAGCUCAUCGAUGAGGCGUUGAUUGGUCCGGAGGUGCGUGACCUGCCUUGGCGUCGAUACGCACCCAGUACUCAGCCUGAGAAACAGAAAGCGUUCAGAGACGCUGCUGCACGCGCGGCUACCACUGCUGCGUUUGUCGCUGGCGAGACGGCAACGCUGAGCAUCCUGGACAGGAUACAGGCCGAUCUCACGCCAGAACUGUUCAAGCGCCUCACCACUAAUGAUCUCGCUAUCUGGGCGACCCCAGAAGGGGCACUCUUCGUUGACGUCCUCGCGGCUAAGAAACCUGUUGUCGCUGACAAGAACCGAAAGGAUUACGCGAUCGAGAAGUGGGAACAGGAAUUGCGCCAGUCGGUUGCUGCCAAGAAAGCAGGGAAGACUGUCACGCUUUCGAAGCAGGACCAAGCGCUGGUUGAUGCUCAGCUGGCGAAAGAAUCUGAGAUUAGGAACAGUAUCAACCGCCUACAACGACAAGCUGAACGCGGCUUGGCAUUGGUGCGAAGUUUGGUUCAGGGAGACAACGAGACGUUCCACCAGCAGCUGUAUUCUGUCGUCAACCUGCUUCUAGCUGGCGUACUUUCUCAUGGCUCCGCAUUAGCAGGAUCAGCUGCCUUCGACACUUAUCUAGAGUUAAGCAAAUGCGUUUCUCCUCGGAUUAGUGAGACUCGUCGCUGGAUCGGUAUUUCCACGCUCCGUGCGUACAACCUUGCGGUAGUUCCUCCCCAUCUCGAAGCCGAAUCUGUAACCUAUGUCGUCACUCGCGUCCUGUAUCGACUUCGCAGUCUUGCUGAGCAGAGUCCAUUUGAUCCGACUUCUUUCAUGUACAUCACCCCUCUCCUAACACAGCUCGUCUCCAUCGGUGGUAUUCCUCUGAAUGCCGAGGACGCCGAAUCCCAAUUAGAACAGCUUGCGCUGUGCUUAGAUCUCAUGCGUUUCCACUGCAGCGCUUUCUCCGAGCCGCUGUAUCCACGUUUGGACAUCAUAUCAUCACUGCUGAAAUUGAUUGCGGGAUACUCAAAACUCCUUCAAACAGCAUCGACAGCUUUGGUAGGAAUAGCGGAGAGUAUGAAAGACAAUGCAUCCCCUGGAGAGAUCAGAUCCCUGGUCCAAGGAACGUUGUAUCAAGAACAGUACGUGCGAAAUGCAUGUUUGCAGGCUUUACAACCCGUGGAUUUGACUGAAAUGGACUUCUCCCCCGAGUUAUGGAUAGCAUGCCACGAUGAUGACGAACAAAAUGCCCGGCUCGCUUUUCGUGUUUGGGAGGACAAUGGCUUGGACGUUUCUGACGACUUUGCUCCACAACUCGUGCCCUUCCUAGAGCAUUCGAACGUCUAUGUUCGAACCAGUUGUGCGAGCGCCAUAGCGGAAGCAGCAAGCACUUUCCCCGACCGAGUCCCAGAGUUGCUCAGAGACCUGCAAGCCCUUUACCUUGAGAAGGCGAAGAUUCUCACUCCAGAAUACGAUGCUUACGGCAUGGUUAUUCCGGAUUCGCUUGAUCGCCCAGACCCGUGGCCUGUUCGAGUGGCAAUUGCGCUUUCUUUCGAGCAACUCGCAGAAUCCUUCACAGCAGAACAGCUUGUGCCGUUCUUCGACUUUUUGCUGAAUCAAGAAGCACUGGGUGACAGACGCUCAGAUGUUCGGUCAGCCAUGUUGAGCGCAGCGACCACAGUCAUUGAUCUGCACGGCAAUGCCAAGCUCUCUGAACUGGUCUCGAUGUUCGAGUUAUAUCUCGGGAAGAAAGGGAAAGGUUCUGAGACUCAGGACUGGAUCAAAGAAGCUGUUGUCAUUCUCAUUGGUCGUGUGGCUCGCCAUCUUGCUCUUUCGGAUGAUCGUAUCCCAAAAAUAGUUGACAGGUUGAUUGCUGCCCUCAAGACGCCCUCGGAAGUCGUGCAGUCAGCCGUGGCGGAAUGCUUGCCACCUCUCGUCAAGGGUACGACCGUCGACGUGACGAAGUUGGUCGACCGCCUAAUGGAAGAGCUUGUCAAUGCUCCGAAGUAUGCUGAGCGUCGUGGAGCCGCUUAUGGACUGGCAGGUGUGAUGAAGGGAAGAGGGCUCGCCGGCAUCAAAGAGUUCAACGUCAUGGAACGUCUUCGUGACUUCAUGGAGGAUAAAAAACGCUUCGAAAGUCGACAGGGUGCUUUGUUCGCGUUCGAGACCCUGUCUGCAACUCUUGGGCGCACCUUUGAGCCCUAUAUCAUUCAAGAUUUAACUCUACUCCUUUCCGCCUUUGGUGAUUCGCAACCGGAUGUGCGAGAAGCCACACAAGAUGCGACCCGUGUUAUCAUGUCACGGAUCUCCGGUUAUGGUGUGAAAGUUAUCUUGCCGGAUCUUUUAAGCGGGUUAGAGGAGAAGCAAUGGCGGACGAAACGAGGUUCCAUCGAGAUGUUAGGUUCUAUGGCUUACUGCGCACCAAAGGAGCUUUCAUUGUCCCUCCCUACCGUCAUACCGCGUUUGACUGGAGUUUUGACCGACUCUCAUACCCAAGUUCGUGCGGCUGCAAAUCAGAGUCUGAAGCGAUUCGGUGAAGUGAUUAACAAUCCCGAGAUUCGCAAUCUCGUGCCUGUUCUGCUAAAGGCGCUUGUGGAUCCCGCCACUAAAACUCCUUCUGCUUUGCGCGCACUACUGGACACCUCCUUCGCACAUUAUAUAGAUUCUCCAUCCCUCGCUUUGGUUGUUCCUAUAGUUGAGCGUGGGCUUCGAGAACGAGGGGCCGAUACAAAGCGGAGAUCAGCGCAGAUUGUUGGGAAUCUUGCAUCACUGACUGAUUCAAAGGACUUCGUGCCGUAUCUUGACAAGCUGAUCCCGCUUGUUCGCAUUGUUCUCGUUGAUCCUGUACCAGAAGCUCGAGCUACAGCCGCCAAAGCGCUAGGCACCCUGGUUGAACGUUUGGGUGAGGACAAGUUCCCAGAUCUCAUGCCAGGCCUGCUGCAAACCCUGAAGACGGACACCUCCGGUGUAGACAGGCAGGGCGCCGCUCAAGGCCUCAGUGAAGUGCUUUCUGGAUUGGGCAUGGAGCGCAUGGAAGCGCUUCUUCCUGAUAUAUUGGUCAAUGCCCGCAGCACUCGUCCUUAUAUUCGAGAAGGCUUCAUGUCUUUGCUCGUGUACUUGCCUGCUACCUUCGGAACACGCUUUGCACCGCACAUCCCGAGAAUUAUUCCCCCCGUCCUUGAUGGUUUGGCUGACGACGGGGAGACUGUCCGAGAAGUGUCCAUGAGAGCUGGCCGUAUUAUCAUUGGCAACUACUCCAAGACUGCUAUUGACCUCCUGCUUCCUGAGCUCGAGAACGGUAUGUUCGAUCCUGGCUGGCGCAUCAGGCAAUCAUCCAUCACUCUUGUUGGCGAGUUGUUGUUCAAAAUUUCGGGUAUCAGUGGGAAAAAUGAGAUUGAGGAGGAUGCCGAGGACGGUGAAGAAGACGUCGGUGGGGAGUCUUCCAGAAAAGUUCUCGUCACAGUAUUGGGCAAAGAACGCAGAGAUCGCGUGCUGGCUGCGUUGUACAUUGUGCGUCAAGACGCUGUUGCUGUUGUUCGCCAGGCAUCAGUCCAUAUCUGGAAAGCUCUCGUUCAAAACACACCAAGAACUGUCAGAGAUAUCCUUCCUGCCCUUAUUAAUCUGGAAAUCACACUCUUAGCAAGCGAAGGAGGAGAGCAGCGCGAGACCGCUGCUCGGACAAUGGGUGAAUUGUGCCGAAAGCUGGGGGAGAAGAUUCUCGGCGCAAUCAUUCCUAUUCUGAAGGCUGGCUCUGGGUCCGAGAACCGAAGAACUCGCGAGGGUGUCUGUCUGGCCUUAUGUGAAAUCAUGAAUAACACCACCGACACUCAACGUGAGAGUCACGAAGAGGGAAUUAUUGCAGCAGUGCGUGACUCGUUGGUUGACGAGUCACCUACUGUUCGUGCUGCUGCAGCACAAGCGUUUGAUGUUAUGCAGGAACGCAUCGGUCCUAAAGCUAUCGAUCAGACAAUACCGACUCUCCUUCAUGCUCUUCGUCAACCAGGUGAAAGCGCUCAAACGGCAUUGCAGGCUCUUAAGGAAGUGAUGGCUGUCCGUGCGGCAACCGUGCUCCCCGCGUUAUUGCCCACCUUGUUGGCAACACCCAUCACUUCCUUCAAUGCUCGUGCGCUGAAGUCAUUGGUCUCAGUAGCAGGUCGCGCUUUGAGCAGACGUCUUAAUCAGAUCCUGGGCACCCUAGUGAAGGCGUUAGAGACGGAAAACGAUGAAGAGAUCGUGAUCGACAUUCAACAGGCUGUUGAAGCAUUACUCGGCGCCAUUGUUGAUCCUGAAGGUUUGAACACUUGCAUGAUGAUCUUGCUUGGAUGGGCAAAGAACGAAUCGAGCGCGCGGCGUGCUAGUGCUGCGAAACUCUUCGCUAGAUUCUGUCAGGUGGCGCAGUUGGAGAUCUCGGACUAUCGGGUUGACUGGAUCCGCCAAUUGGUGACAAUGCUUGAUGAUCGGGAACAAUCAGUGGUAGAUUCAGCCGCGAUUUCCCUUGACACACUAGUGAAAACGACAGACAAGGACGAACUGGAGAGCAUGGUUGUGCCAAUGCGUCGAACUCUCGAGUCGUUAGGGGCACCUGGUCGCCAUGUGCCUGGUUUCACCAACACGAAGGGCAUCGCUCCUCUUGUCCCAAUUAUCCUGACUGGCCUCACAGGCGGCACAAACGAGCAGAAGGAACAAGCCGCCUACGCUAUUGGCGAUAUUGUCGAGCGUGCCUCCGAGCCUGCCAUCAAGCCUUAUGUUGUUCAGCUCACAGGUCCUCUUAUCCGUGUCAUCACGCAAGCAACAACAUUCCCUCCUCAAGUCAAAUCCGCAAUCCUUUCCUCCCUCACCAUCAUGCUCACAACCAUCCCAACAUUCGUCAAGCCCUUCUUCCCACAGCUGCAAAGGACAUUCAUCAAAUCCGCCUCCGACCCGGCCAGCUUGUCCGUGCGGAAUCGGGCAGCAGUCGCACUUGGUGUUCUGAUGGCGCUCCAAACGAGGGUGGAUCCCGUUGUCACAGAGCUCAUGACUGGUGCCCGAAGUGGGGAGCCAGAAAUUCGCUCAAGCAUGGCUGUCGCAUUAGCGGCCGUGGUCAAGGGUGCUGGGAAGUCAGUUGGCGAAGUGGCCCGCUCGUCGCUGCUCGAGCUGGUGUCCGAUACAUUUGCAGAGCCCGUGACAGAAUCAUAUAACAGCGCGAUCGCUGAUCUAUUUGCGGCAUUGGCGCUGCAUGAUGAGAGUCUUACCCGAUCCCUUGCUGAGGCACAACUCACCCCCCAGACCCCUCCGAGCGCGAUGGCCAGCUUGUCCAUCGUCUCUUUCCUAGAAACCGUACCAGACGCCUUCUACACCUACAACAUUGUACCAGGUGUGGUUCGAAAAGUGAUCGUCAGCAUCAACAUGGACACGCCGGCAAUCUCGAGACCUGCAAGGGAGGCGAGGGAGUUGCUGAAGAAUACAGCACCUUAUGUGGACGAUGAAACCGUGCACACGGCCUUCUGAGAAGUGUAAGUACGCAGGUGGAUAGUGGGAGUUGUUGUGGGAUUGUCCGACCGAUCCCUUAAUGAAGGCAUGAGUUUUAUACGCACAAUCACAGCCAUCUGUGCGUACAUGUGCACGGUUAUGUAUGGUCAACAAAAGGAACCGAACGUCUGAAAGGAACUCAGCGGCCCGAGAUUGUCUGAAAGACCGACUAUCCGCAGAGUGAGUCAACCUGAGAACAUUAAUGUCGGGCAAUACAUAAGCCGAUGACCGGUUAUCGGGUUGGAAUUC
Messenger RNA from Dacryopinax primogenitus, 8093 nucleotides. Its product is annotated as ARM repeat-containing protein. The transcript has 19 exons. Gene Ontology annotation, molecular function: protein kinase regulator activity. The coding region runs from base 81 to 7823 and encodes 2580 amino acids. Gene Ontology annotation, cellular component: cytosol. NCBI's taxonomy places the organism in Eukaryota, Fungi, Basidiomycota, Dacrymycetes, Dacrymycetales, Dacrymycetaceae. Gene Ontology annotation, biological process: regulation of translation; cellular response to amino acid starvation. The record is from RefSeq and is a predicted model, not a curated record.